GCUAAUGGAGGAGUUUCUGAGGAGCACCUUGGGGGCAUUGGCUUGGAAAGGGGCAUCAAACCUGAGACUACUUAAAGCCCUGGCCAUCGCAUCCUGAGGACUGUAGGACAGGAGACCAUGGCUGUGAGCUUAGAUGAUGACGUGCCUCUGAUCCUGACCUUGGAUGAGAGUGGCAGCGCCCCCCUGGCCCCCUCCAACGGACUGGCCCAAGAGGAACUGCCUAGCAAAAAUGGAAGCAGCUAUACCAUCAAUGACUCGCAGGACCCCAGCCUGAGCUCUGGGGGUGAGAGUUCCCCCUCAAGCCCCACCAGGCACAACUGGGAGAUGAAUUAUCAAGAAGCAGCCAUCUACCUCCAGGAAGGCGAGAAUAACGACAAGUUCUUCACCCACCCCAAGAAUGCCAAAGCGCUGGCGGCCUACCUCUUUGCACACAACCACCUCUUCUACCUGAUGGAGCUGUCGACGGCCCUGCUCCUGCUGCUGCUCUCCCUGUGUGAGGCCCCCGCUGUCCCCGCACUCCGGCUCGGCAUCUAUGUCCACGCCACCCUGGAGCUGUUCGCCCUGAUGGUGGUCGUGUUUGAACUCUGUAUGAAGCUGCGGUGGCUGGGCCUCCACACCUUCAUCCGGCACAAACGGACCAUGGUCAAGACCUCCGUGCUCGUGGUCCAGUUCAUCGAGGCCAUUGUGGUGUUGGUACGGCAGACGUCCCAUGUGCGGGUGACCCGGGCCCUGCGCUGCAUUUUCCUGGUGGACUGUCGGUACUGUGGCGGCAUCCGGCGGAACCUGCGGCAGAUCUUCCAGUCCCUGCCGCCCUUCAUGGACAUCCUGCUGCUGCUGCUCUUCUUCAUGAUUAUCUUUGCCAUCCUCGGUUUCUACUUGUUCUCCACUAAUCCUUCAGACCCUUACUUCAACACCCUGGAGAACAGCAUCAUUAGUCUGUUUGUCCUUCUGACUACGGCCAAUUUCCCAGAUGUGAUGAUGCCGUCCUACUCACGGAGCCCCUGGUCCUGCGUCUUCUUCAUCGUGUACCUCUCCAUCGAGCUGUACUUCAUCAUGAACUUGCUUCUGGCCGUGGUGUUUGACACCUUCAAUGACAUCGAGAAGCGCAAAUUCAAGUCUUUGUUGUUACAUAAGCGAACUGCCAUCCAGCAUGCCUACCACCUGCUCAUCAGUCGGCGGAGGCCCGCUGGCAUCUCCUACAGGCAGUUUGAGGGCCUGAUGAGGUUCUACAAGCCGCGGAUGAGUGCUGGCGAGCGCUACCUUACUUUCAAGGCCCUGAACCAGAGCAACACGCCUCAGCUCAGCCUGAAGGACUUUUAUGAUAUCUACGAAGUCGCCGCCUUGAAGUGGAAGGCAAAGAAAAAUAGAGAGCACUGGUUUGAUGAGCUGCCCAGGACAGCAUUUCUCAUCUUCAAAGGAAUUAAUAUCCUGGUGAAGUCCAAGGCCUUCCAGUAUUUCAUGUACUUGGUGGUGGCCGUCAAUGGUAUCUGGAUCCUGGUGGAAACAUUCAUGCUGAAAGGUGGGAACUUCUUCUCCAAACACGUGCCCUGGAGUUACAUCGUCUUUCUUACGAUCUACGGAGUAGAGCUGUUCCUGAAAGUUGCCGGCUUGGGCCCCAUUGAGUAUCUGUCCUCGGGAUGGAACCUGUUCGACUUCUCGGUCACGGUAUUCGCCUUCCUGGGACUGCUGGCUCUGGCCUUCAACAUGGAGCCGUUCUAUUUCAUAGUAGUCCUUCGUCCCCUCCAGCUGUUGAGGCUGUUUAAACUGAAGAAGCGUUACCGCAAUGUGCUGGACACCAUGUUCGAGCUGCUGCCGCGGAUGGCCAGCCUGGGCCUCACCCUACUCAUCUUCUACUACUCCUUUGCCAUCGUGGGCAUGGAAUUCUUCUGUGGGAUCCUCUACCCCAACUGCUGCAACACGAGCACAGUCGCAGAUGCCUACCGCUGGGUCAACCACACCAUUGGCAACAAGACCGUGGUGGAGGAAGGCUACUACUAUCUCAAUAAUUUUGAUAACAUCCUCAACAGCUUCGUGACCUUGUUCGAGCUCACAGUUGUCAACAACUGGUACAUCAUCAUGGAAGGCGUCACCUCUCAGACCUCCCACUGGAGCCGUCUCUACUUCAUGACCUUUUACAUCGUGACCAUGGUGGUGAUGACGAUCAUCGUCGCCUUCAUUCUUGAGGCCUUUGUCUUCCGAAUGAACUACAGCCGCAAAAGCCAGGACUCAGAAGUGGACAGUGGCAUCACCCUCGAGAAGGAGCUUUCCAAAGAAGAGCUGGUCACCAUCCUUGAGCUCUACAGGGAGGUGCGGGGAGCCACCUCCGACAUCACCCGGCUGCUCAAGACCCUCUCCCAGAUGGAGCGGUACGAGCAAAAUUCUGUGGUGUUUCUGGGACGGAGAUCCAGGACUAAGAGCGAUCUGAGCCUAAAGAUGUACCAAGAAGAGAUCCAGGAGUGGUACGAGGAGCACGCGCGGAAGCAGGAGGAACAGCAACGACAGCUCGGUGGCAGCGGCGGGGUCCCCAGCACUCAGCAGCCCCCAGGAAGCCGUCAGCACUCCCAGACCAUCACCUAGCCCCAGCUUGCAAGAGCCAUUUCUUCUAUGCAAUAACACAAUAGUACUAUUUUACUACGAUGUAUUGAAAUCAUGUGUGUAUAGGUGUAUAUAUAUGUGUAUGUGUUUGUGUAUAUAUAUAUAUAUAUACACAUGCACAUAUUCAUAUAUAUGCACAUAUUUAUAUGUAGAAGGAAAAAGAAGAUGGGGUUUGGUUUGUAACCACCUUGCCCUGUUCUCGUUAACUCCAGAAGCCAGUUGGGUUUGGGGGGUCAGACCACUGCGAGUCCUUCCUACCACCUAAGGGUGCAGAGACGCCCUCCACAGGAAGACCGCUUGCAAAGAUUCUGCUUGUCUCAGCAGGGCUGGCUUUUCAGGCGGGUCAGCCCUCCACAGGCCAGCCCCAGGCUCGGCUUCUCAAUGCUGCUUUCAGACUCCCCCAGCCGGCAGCCUCCGGUCCCAGGGUUUCCGGGUUUGGCUUAGGGACAAAACCACUUAGGAAGGAAGAACGUACAUCCCCAAGGCCUGCAUUUCUCUAUGUGGGAUAAUGUGGCAGGAGGUCCCGAGAGGGACAGGCCUGGCCCGGUGGAGACUGAUGGAGGGGAUGGUGUCAUGUGUUCAGGCUGCUGGCAGCAAAACCGUGCUGCGCUGACGGAGCUCCUUUCCUGGCUCUGUAAGCCUUCGCUCCCAAACUUGGUUUGGCUUCAACGCUUGUGGAUGAAUAUCCUUCUGCAACGGCCUCCUUGGGAUUCCAGGCCUUUCUGCCCAGCCGGGAGGACAGCAGGCUAUGACCCUGACCACCUCUGGAUUAAGCUUUCGUGAUGAAAUCCCUUUUCCUUAUCAUUUACCUGUUCAGUCAGACAGGCAUUUGGGUUAAUGAAGGAUUCUGCUAAAGACAGGAACCGUUCCUCCCUCCCUUGUUGUGGUUGGGUCCCCUGAUGGGAAGGGAGGCAGACAACACAGAGACGCCCCCUGCGGAUGGGAGAGCUUCCCCCAGCUGAGCCUGUCAGCCCCGCUCCCACUUCCCCGGGACUCGACAGCAGGCAGUGGGCGAAACUGGUUGAUUCAGAGAUGGGCUCAGAUGAACCCUCGAUUAGCCAACCCCUUGGUGCCUGGUGGGAGUUGUGCCUGAUGAGAUCAAGCCUGGUGGAGGCAGGGCGGGUGCCCGAAUCCAGAGUAGGCCCCUGGGGUUGCCUCCCUGAGCAAUGCUGGUGGUGGCAGAGCAGGGCUGAGAGGAGGUCGCCUCGCUGGGGUUCUUCUGGGCUGCAGAACCUGAUGUGGGGGCUCGCAGCCGGAGGCAGAGAUGAGGAGGUGUGGAGUGGGCAGAGAAGUGGCUACGGGUGGGCAUUCUGGCCUUGACCCCAGCUUCCAGCUACUUCCACUGCUCCCCGUGACUUGGAACAGUGGGGUGGGCCAAGGCCCCCUGCCCACCACAUCCUCCUCACAGCUGCUGGGUGGGCAGGGGAGCAGUCCCUUCUCCUCUGCAAGGCCAAGCCUUGCUCAUGUUCGAUUGGCCCCCCUCAGCAGGGGAGCACCGCAGGUGUUUGUUUUUCAAGCACCAAAAACCCACUCCUUGUACUUGAUUCCGGCUCACAGCGACCCUGUAGGACAGAGUAGAUCUGCCCCCCCAUAGGGUUUCCAAGUCUGUCAUCUUUACAGAAGCAGACUGCCACAGCUUUCU
Molecule: messenger RNA, 4237 nt
Organism: Trichechus manatus latirostris (Florida manatee)
Lineage: Eukaryota; Metazoa; Chordata; Mammalia; Sirenia; Trichechidae
Gene: TPCN1
Product: two pore segment channel 1
Exons: 27
Coding region: 118-2577 (819 amino acids)
Biological process (GO): monoatomic ion transport; transmembrane transport
Cellular component (GO): lysosomal membrane; endosome membrane
Molecular function (GO): voltage-gated channel activity; monoatomic ion channel activity
Source: RefSeq, a predicted model, not a curated record